This is a messenger RNA of Durusdinium trenchii, 1197 nucleotides long. The record is from the annotation of a GenBank genome assembly. NCBI's taxonomy places the organism in Eukaryota, Dinophyceae, Suessiales, Symbiodiniaceae.
GUGACUUGGGGCUGUCCGGGCCCCUUUGCACGACGCGCUGGUGCCAUGGGUUGCGGAGCGAGCCAUGCAGUGGUGCCCUUGCAGGAUCCGCCAGAGAGCAGUGUGACGGCUCCGGCGAAGGCCGAAGUCGGCACAGAUGCAGGUGUUUGUGUCAAACCAGAUAGGUCGACUGGCAAAGCUGUGGGCAAGGAGGCACCAUCGGCGCCAACACCGCUUAGCGGCGGUGUGAGAGUUCUGCAGUUGGAGGAGUUUGAGCAGUUGGAUCUCCUGGAUGAGAGACCGAUGUCAGCGGUUUUUCGCUUGCGCCAUAGGCGAACAGGGCUGACCGUUGCUGGCAAGAGAAUUCAGAAGGGAUGUGAAGUGCAUCGCUCUGGUGACUACAUCAAUGAAGUGAAAAUGCUUCAGAAGCUUAGCAAGGCGCCAUAUGUGGUGAGACUGCAUGGUGUGUGCGACACCGACACGGACUUCUGGACGGUCCUGGAGCUUUGUGCGGGGGGACGACUGGCGGUGUUCUUGGAGAAGUUCCCUCGGAAGGCCGACCCAGUGGCCCUGCAGCUCUGCCAGGCAGUUCAGCAAUUGCAUUCAAAGCUAGUGGUCCAUCUUGAUCUCAAGCCCGACAAUGUCCUCCUCUCUGGUGAAGGAGAUGUGCGCCUCUGCGACUUUGUCACCUCGUGCGAGCUCCAGGAUGCGAGACAGCUAAUGAUGGGCAAAUGUGGCACCCCACAUUUCCGAGCUCCUGAAGUGGAGGGCGGAGGUGCUUUCAACGGCCUGAAGGCGGACGUGUAUUCCCUGGGCCGAACUUUGCAAGUUGUGAAGGAGGAACUACAGUCAGCAAGACACACGCUUUGUUCCGAGAUGUUGGAGGUGAUCUCUCACAUGACGAAUGAAGAUCCAUUGAAGCGACCUGGAAUCGUAGAGGUGGUGAACUUCUUGAAGGGAGGGAGCGCCUCCCUUCUGAAGAUGGAUUGGGUUUCUUUGGAGUCAGUGCGGUGCGACGAGCUGGGUGCAAGCAAAGCUCAUGUGCCCAGCAUGAGCAUCAUGAGCCCACUGCAGCAGUCCAAGUCCAAGGUGGUGUGCGCAAGCAACUACUGCCAACGCUUGGGUGCUUGCCUUUGCCAUGACAAAGUGCCAAGAUCAUCCACGCUCAUGAGCCCUCAGGAACGAAGAGAACGAUUACGAAGAUGCAAUACUCCCUAA